AUGAGCUUGUCUGUGACUUCAACUUCCAUAGAUUAUUUCAUGAAAAUGCUGAAUUCUGAGAAGAAUAAAUUCCCUUACAAUCAAUACAACAACUCAUUCAGAUACCUGCCUCAAGACUCCCAACCAGUCCGCCAUCCACAGACCCCUCAAACACAACCUCCUCCAGUUUAUCCGCAAUAUGUAUCCUUCCCAUCGCCCCCAGUGACACAAUCUCUCCCUAUUGCUACCAAUGAAUACCAACAUGCAGUUGCCGAUACUGCUGGUCUUCCCCCUUCCCAACAACAACAUCAUCAACAUCAUCAACAUCAUCAACAUCAUCAACAUCACCACCAGCAGCAGCAGCAGCAGCAACAGCCCUAUAUUUACCCCCCUCAAGUUCAAAAAUAUAAUAUUGAUCCCUCUUCACCAGCUACGGCAACAUCAUCUACAUCUCAACCUUAUACUCCCGAUCAAGGAUCAUACAGAAACUCUUUUUCUUAUGGCUAUCCCUCUUCCUCCAAAAGCUCUGUCAGAAUGGGCCCUCCUCAAUCAGCACCAAGUGGCCAAUCUUCAACAGGAGACGGACUUGGAUACCCAACCAAUUCUCAUAAUAACCACCUAUCUACCACAUCUACCACUGAACCUUCAUUACAAAGAAAUAGUUUCCCAGGCGCCCUUCGCUCUAAUGCUUCUUUAAAUUACUCACAAGACUUGGCGAACCACCAAGUAUCGGUGAUGAAUAACAUCGUUCCUCGGCUUGUGAGAACAACAUCGUUGCCGAUUCACAAAGCCCCUGGUACCAAUGGAACCAGUGGUUAUGCUGCACAUCCCGACCCUCGCCGGUAUCCAAGAGUCUCGUUACAUAUUCAUGGGGAAUUGAAUUCCAUGACUCGCAAUUGGACCGCAAAGGAGAUUCAGAAUGGUCGAAGAUUGGUAAAAUUUGACUGGGUUCAAAAAGGUUCGAGCUUACAAGUGGAAUAUACUCCGAUUGAUCAAACUGAUUACGACCCGGCUGAUACCGUUAUUAGUUGCUUACACUGGGAUCACCCACCAAAAGACAGUUCUUUGAAGACCCAGUAUUUUGUCACUUCGGUAGAUGUCAUUCAACUAUUGGAGCGCUUUGUUAAUCAACGGUUUGCAGUGGAGGAGAAAAAUCGGAUCAGAAGAAAUUUACAAGGCUUGAAACCGUUGACGAUUGCCAGAGCUAAAAAAGAUUAUUUGGAAUUCUUCACCGCGAUAAUGAAGUACCCGGCACCAAGACCAAGAAAUAUUGAAAAAGACGUCAAAGUUUUCCCUUGGGGAUGCCUCAGUGAUGCAAUUCAUCGGGUAUUAAAUAAAUAUAGUUGUGAUUAUGAUGAUUCUUCAUUAAUGCUGCCAUCUCACGAUAGCUACCCAGUAUUAGGUUCACAUCCUCAACAAUUGGGAUCACAUUCUCAACAAUUAGGCUCGUCACAAUCUCAACAAUCGUAUUCUGCUCCAUAUACUCCAACUUUGGACAGCAACUCUAUGAAAUUUACCCCAAUUAACCUUCCAGAAAGUGCUGGUGCCACUUAUCAUUCUUCUUCUUCUCCUUCUUCUGGUAGCGUCCCUGCUGCUCCGCCUACCACAAACACAACUAUUGUUUCAAAUCUUCCUCAACAAUCUCCGCAAUUGAUGGGACCUUCACUACAAACAUAUCACGAACCACAUCCACAGCAACCACCACCACCACCACCACAGCAGCAGCAACAACAGUAUACCAAUUUCCUUCCUGGGGGUGGGUCACAAAUGAUGAAUGCUCCUCAUCAAGUCAAUCCACAGCAGAUGAUGGGCUAUGCUGGACCAUCAAUAUAUCAAUAUGCGUCAUCUUUCAAUUCGCCAUACUCUCAACCGAUGAAACAAGAACCACGCCAAUUUCCUUAUUUUUACGGUAAUGAAGCUGAUUCACAUUCACAAGAUCCCAAACUUAAAAGGGGGGAGUCUUCAUGA
Messenger RNA from Saccharomycopsis crataegensis, 1947 nucleotides. RefSeq lists its product as uncharacterized. The record is from RefSeq and is a predicted model, not a curated record. Lineage: Eukaryota; Fungi; Ascomycota; Saccharomycetes; Ascoideales; Saccharomycopsidaceae. The transcript has a single exon. Gene Ontology annotation, cellular component: nucleus. The coding region runs from base 1 to 1947 and encodes 648 amino acids.